CCUGAAACUCGGUAGAAAAAGGUUUCAGGCUACGUCAACACGCAACAUGGACGUGGAAGCAUUUCCGGAUUUUAUAAAGCUCAAUUCGAUAGAUCGCCACCGGAGACCUUCUAUGCCGCAGAAUAGAAUCGCAAAUGAAGAACCCACAAAGUCCGCGAGGCCACCAGGUGUAACGGACAUGCAAAAUUUGGAGAAGAGGUAUCCUCACAUUACACAAAAGAUGGCGGACCUAUCAAGUCUACAGUUGUUCAGAAGAUUCAAGCGGACGAGAAUGCGUCUGAUUCUUGCAAAGCAAGAUCAGGUAGCUCGAUUAGAAAGUGAACUUGAUAAAAUCGAUGAAGAGGAACCAAAUGAAAUUAAUUUAGGUUGUCUUCGGGAGGACCGCAGAGAAGAGCGGUGGAAGAAGCUGCGAGAGCUGGAGCGUGCGCUCUCAGAAUACGACAAUCUUGUCGAAAAAGCCCACUGGGCUCUAAGUAUGCCAGAUGUUAACGAAAAGCAAAAUCAAAGUCUCAGACACUUCGUCGGAGACUCCGGUUUGAUUUCCUGGAAAGAGUCAGAAUACACGAGACAAUCAACAAGAGAGUUGAUGUAUAUUGGAGUAGUACGAGACCGUGGGAUGGAAAAAAUUACUACUGUAGCUAAAUCGAUUGUUGAAGCCAUGUACGGACUGUAUGAUAAGAAUAUGGGAGAGUAAGAGGAAUUUUACGUCCCGAAGCGUGUAAUCCGUCGUGUUGCUCGCAGUUUAACGGC
Molecule: messenger RNA, 750 nt
Organism: Aplosporella prunicola CBS 121167
Lineage: Eukaryota; Fungi; Ascomycota; Dothideomycetes; Botryosphaeriales; Aplosporellaceae
Exons: 4
Coding region: 47-694 (215 amino acids)
Source: RefSeq, a predicted model, not a curated record